CGCUGUUGGAGCAGUAGUGUUGUUGCUGUCCGGUGUCCACACUUAAAAUCUGUCCGAAAUGUCUGCUAUGAACAGAAAGGUGAUACAAACUCUGGCUGAAACGAUAUCAAAGCACGCGGAGCACUUCAAUAAAACAGAAGUGGAGUUCCUCAUCCGGGAGUUCAAUGUGCUGCUGGGGGAGCAGACCGUCUCUGGAAGAGCAGUGCCCGGCCUGGACAGAGGGACGUUCAGGAGCAUCCUGCACAACAUCUUCGGGAUGACCGACGACAUGAUCAUGGAUGGGGUUUUCAGGACAUUUGACAAAGACAACGACAGCUUUGUUAGUAUGAAAGAAUGGGUUGAGGGACUGUCUGUAUUCCUUCGAGGGACCUUGGAGGAACAAAUCAAAUACUGCUUUCAUGUGUAUGACUUGAACGGCGACAACUAUGUCUCCAGAGAGGAGAUGUUCCACAUGCUGAAGAACAGCCUCAUUAGACAGCCCACAGAGGAGGACCCUGACGAAGGAAUCAAAGAUCUGGUUGAGAUCACACUUAAGAAAAUGGACUAUGACCACGAUGGUAGACUAUCGUUUACUGACUUUGAAAAGUCAGUAAGAGAGGAGAAUCUAUUACUUGAGGCUUUUGGAACCUGCCUCCCUGACACUACGAGUAUUGAGUCAUUUGAGCAUCAUGUGUUUCAGGAACAACUUGAAGAAUGAAGAGAAAUGGCAUUCAUGUGCAUUUUCAGAUAUUUAGUCU
Notothenia coriiceps (black rockcod) is the source of this 737-nucleotide messenger RNA. It is a transcript of the gene clxn, whose product is annotated as calaxin. The coding region runs from base 59 to 697 and encodes 212 amino acids. Gene Ontology annotation, molecular function: calcium ion binding. Lineage: Eukaryota; Metazoa; Chordata; Actinopteri; Perciformes; Nototheniidae. The transcript is spliced from 6 exons. The record is from RefSeq and is a predicted model, not a curated record.